Messenger RNA from Phodopus roborovskii (desert hamster), 600 nucleotides. RefSeq names its product hes family bHLH transcription factor 3 (gene Hes3). Bases 1 to 600 code for a protein of 199 amino acids. Gene Ontology annotation, cellular component: nucleus. The transcript is spliced from 4 exons. The record is from RefSeq and is a predicted model, not a curated record. Gene Ontology annotation, biological process: anterior/posterior pattern specification; regulation of neurogenesis; regulation of transcription by RNA polymerase II. NCBI's taxonomy places the organism in Eukaryota, Metazoa, Chordata, Mammalia, Rodentia, Cricetidae. Gene Ontology annotation, molecular function: RNA polymerase II cis-regulatory region sequence-specific DNA binding; protein dimerization activity; DNA-binding transcription factor activity, RNA polymerase II-specific.
AUGGGCACUGAGCCCACAUCGAGGGGUAGCUCCAGUGGUUCAGCCAGCAGCUUCCGAAAGAUCUCCAAGCCUCUGAUGGAGAAAAGGCGCCGUGCUCGAAUCAACGUGUCACUGGAACAGCUCAAGUGUCUUCUGGAGAGACACUACUCGCAUCAGAUACGGAAACGGAAGUUGGAAAAGGCUGACAUCCUGGAGCUGAGUGUCAAGUACAUGAAAAGCCUUCAGAAUUCAUUGCAAGGACUCUGGCCAGGACCCGGUGGGGUCGACUACCCGUCUGGCUUCCAAGGCUGCUUGCCAGGCGUGAGCCAGCGGCUUCGGCGCGGAGGGGACGGCAGUGGCCUGCGCUGCCCCCUGGUGCUAGAGCGCAGGGCAGGUAGCACCAUGGACAGCGCCAGCCCGCAGGCGGUCUCUGUUCUCAGCCCCUGCCUCCCCGCGGUCUGGACUCCUGCUGCUGGUGGCUCUCAGUCCCCGCUGUCCCCGCUCUCUCUCCCUAGAGGUCUCCCAGAGUCCUCUGCCGGCGUUCAGGCUCCACAACCAGCGUCAAACUGCCAGACCGAGGAAAGCUCCAGGCAGGGGCUUGGGCUGUGGCGGCCCUGGUGA